AUGGUAUUAUUUAAUCAUAUAAAUCAAAUUCAACAACAACAAUAUUUACAAGACCAACAACAACAAAAAGAAGACCAAGAUAGAUCAAUGGAUUUUGAAUCAAAUUCAGAAUCAUCAUUUCCAGAUGAUGGAUCUUCGUCAUCAUCUCCUUCAUCUUCGUCAUCGAUGGAUGAUGAAUCAUCACAUUCAUCAGAUACACAAUCAUCAUAUGAUGAUAUACCAUUGCCAAAUGGAGCAGAAAUUCCAUCAUCAACCAUUAUUCAAGAUCACACCAAUUCCAACUCGGAUGGAAUUAAUAAUUAUCUAGAUGAUAUGGAUAUUGAAAAGAUGAGAUCUAAAACAUUAAAUACCGUUCCAUCUUCUUUAUUUUCACCACCAUUGUUUGGACAAUCUGCAUCCCUCUCCUCUAUAAGUUACAACUAUCAUAAUUAUCAACAACAACAACUUCAAAAUACACUUAAUCGAGAAAACAACAACAAAGAUAAUAAUAAUAAUGGUAGUGGUAAUUGUAAACAUAUACCAUUUAAAGAUUUUAAUAUACAUCAUCAACAAGAUUCAAUUAAUUCAUUACCACCACUAUCAUCCAAAGGUGGUGGAAAACAUCCACAUCUAUCAUCGGUACUUGUCAUUAAUGUAUUGAUUUGUUUACUAUCAAUGUUUGAAGUUGGGUAUGUGACAUCUGUCAUUUCUCCAACCAUUCCACUCAUCUCUACAAUCUAUCAAUUUAAUCCAAUUCAAUUUUCAACAUCAGUCUCUAUUAUUUUAAUUGGUGGUGUAUUUGGAUCAUUGGCUAGUAGUUUGGUAGUUGAUCGAUACGGUAGAAGAGAUUCAACACUAUUUAUGAAUUUAAUAUUUAUAGUUGGAGCUAUACUUUGCGCAACUACACAUGGAUAUGCUCAAUUAAUGAUUGGUCGUUUGAUAUCUGGUUUGUCGUGUGGUGCAGUCUUGGCCAUUGUUCCAUCCUAUAUUUGUGAAAUUGCACCACCCACUAUUCGAGGGUUUUUGGGCUCGAUGAAAUACUUUAUCAUCAUUAUUGGUAUGACCGUUGCAUUGUUGGUUGGAUAUGGAUUGGUUGAAUCCGAGAGUGGAUGGAGACUUGCAUUUGCCCUAGCUGUCAUCCCACCAGUCAUUCAACUACUCUGCAUGUAUUGGUUUGUCGAAUCACCUCGUCAUCUUGUUCAUCGCGGUCAAGUUGGUCGUGCCUCUGACAUCCUCCUCUCCCUCUAUCCCUAUCUCACACGUCCAGCUGUUGAAAUUGAAGUUGAAAAAAUUAAAGAUAGUAUGAAUGAACAAUUAGAUCUAAGUCAUUGGAAAUCAAUAUUUAACAAGCAAGUAAACAUAUAUACAUUAAAAUAUAAAAAGAUAUUUGCAAUUGGAUUUGGAAUAUCAAUGUUACAAUCAUUGAGUGGUAUUAAUUUGUUGGUGUAUUAUAUUACAACUAUAUUACAGGAUAUUGGGUUUAGUUAUAGACAGUCUAUUUUGGUGUCUGCAUUGGUUGGUCUACCCCAAUUGUUGGCUAUUCUAUUGUCGGCUGUCUUGAUCGAUAGAUAUGGUCGCAAGAAUGUCCUAUUAGUUAGUUUGUAUGGCAUGACGAUUGGCAUGGCUAUUAUAGGGUACGCUUUCAUCGGUGUGAAUGACGAACCAGAGAUACACGACGAUCAAGUAGAACGACUCAUCCCAAUCUCCAAGGAAUGGUUGGCGGUUGGCGCCAUUGUAUUUACCAAGAUUGCAUUUUCUCUUGGUCUCGGUCCCAUCCCAACCAUCAUAACAAGUGAGAUGUUUCCAAGUUGUGUUAGAGGUACUGCUAUGGCUAUAUCAGGGUCACUGCUUUGGAUCACUAAUUUCCUCGUGUCUAUAGUUGGUGUCUCUCUAACCGGUCUCUUACUCCUUUCACUCUUUUUACCAUUCGACACUCAAAAACAAACACUCGAAGAUCUCUAUCGUCGUCUCAUCCUCAGAUCCACCAAUCUAACAUCUCAAUCGCCUUGUUCUUCAACUCCACAUAUUCCAAAUCCACCAAAUCAUCAUCACCACCAUCAUCAUCAUCAUGAACCAUGUCCAAAAUUAGCAAUCUAA
Messenger RNA from Cavenderia fasciculata, 2076 nucleotides. RefSeq lists its product as uncharacterized. The record is from RefSeq and is a predicted model, not a curated record. Gene Ontology annotation, biological process: transmembrane transport. Gene Ontology annotation, molecular function: myo-inositol:proton symporter activity. Lineage: Eukaryota; Evosea; Eumycetozoa; Acytosteliales; Cavenderiaceae. Gene Ontology annotation, cellular component: membrane. The coding region runs from base 1 to 2076 and encodes 691 amino acids. The transcript has 3 exons.